Messenger RNA from Glarea lozoyensis ATCC 20868, 2010 nucleotides. Its product is annotated as RING/U-box. The record is from RefSeq and is a predicted model, not a curated record. Gene Ontology annotation, biological process: proteasome-mediated ubiquitin-dependent protein catabolic process. Bases 1 to 2010 code for a protein of 669 amino acids. NCBI's taxonomy places the organism in Eukaryota, Fungi, Ascomycota, Leotiomycetes, Helotiales, Helotiaceae. The transcript is spliced from 4 exons. Gene Ontology annotation, molecular function: ubiquitin protein ligase activity; metal ion binding. Gene Ontology annotation, cellular component: nucleus.
AUGAAUCCUCCCGCUGUCAAAGCAGAUCUGUCAGACAGACCAGGAAGAAGGGCUCCCUCCGAGCAGUCCGCGACUUUCAGCAGUCGAGAAGCUACACCAGUGUCGUCACUUUCGGCAAGACCUAAGGGAACAAGGGACACGGCAGAGCUUAAUUCUCUCUUUGAAGCAGACCUCACAAGUAUAAAAUCCUUAUGUACCUGUUCAAUCUGCGAUCAACUACUUUACGAGCCCUGGACAUUGGGAUGCGGCCACACAUACUGCUAUUCUUGUUUAUGUAGCUGGUUCAUACCCAACAGGAGGAAGAAGACAUGCCCCGAGUGUCGGACAAAGGUCAAAAAUAUACCAGCUCCUUCAUUUCUUGUGAAGCAGCUGGUCGAGGUCUUUACGAAACGGACAGAGCUCUUACCGUCGGAUGAAAGUGUCGAUCAACACACAAAACGUCGCGCGGAAGAAAUUGCAGAGGUAGAAAAGGACAAGAAUGGUCCAGAUGGACUUUUCAAAGGAACAUUUCCGAGCCGUAGUGCAGAAUUGUAUCGUGACGAGGUGGAUGGUGGGGUCAUGCGCUGCCGGGAAUGUGGGUUCGAACAUGAAGGGGGCCCUGAAUGCAUAAACUGUGGUGCAGACAUAGACGACGAUGGUUAUGCUUUUAGCGAUCUUGACGAGGACGCUGAGUUUGAUGGUCUGGAUGCUCUGUCCCUCGACAUGGACGAUGAAAUCGAUAUGGACUUAGUGGAGCAUAGCCUCUACGGCGUUAAUCAUCCAUACGCUGGCUGGCGGCACCCUGAUCCCCUACGCCAUAUCGACUUAAGCCACGACCUGGAUGACGAUUCCGAUUCGGAGAAUAGCGAGGACGCUGGGUCAUUGGAAGAUUUCGUCGAAGACGAUGAGGAUGACGAGCCCAUAAGAAGACCUGGGAGAUCUACCGCACGUUCUAACCAGUCCGCCCCGAUCCAAAUAUCGGAUGACGAGUCAGAUGAGGGUGGUGAAGUUUCGAGUCGUAUUCCUAGAAACAGAGGUCGAGCCUUCAGACCCUCAAUUUCGUCUUCGCCGUCGGUGGCCUCCAACACUGACGGUGCGGCGGAUGUUAGUGAUACAAACAGUGAGGCAGAUCGGUUACGACGCUCUGGCUGGAGCCCAUUGGACCAGGGACCUGAUAGUGAUGUGGAGGAGCAGUUUCAAUUCCGGAGCGGCUACGAAUAUACUGAGGAUGAUCAGAACUCGGAAGACAAUAGCGAUACAGAAACCAUUGGAGGAAAUGGCCCUUCUGAUGAGGAGACCGAUGCGUCCCGUGACAGCCUGUCACCAACACCGACCUAUGGUGGCCGGGACGGUUAUCCGCCUUAUAUUCCGCAUGAAAAUAUACCAACAGCAAAUGGCUACUCGAGUGCGAGCGAACCCAGUGAAGCUGAUGAUGAGUCCGAGUCAGGAUACAUGUAUGAUCGAGACGGUGAUACAGAAAUGUCACUUUCGCCUAGACUAAACCGUAACCGCAGUGAAACGCCUGGAGACGAUGAGCCGCAUUCAGCAAACGAAUAUCCGUCAUCACGAUCGACUCGCAGCAUGAGCCGAAAUGCUUACGAAAACUCACUAGAAACUAACGACCGCACCACAGAAGAUCUGGGCGUCGCGAACGAGGUCCUGGAUUUGAACGAUGAUUCUGACACACCAAUACGUCCUGUUCGGCGGCGUCGAGCAAUGAACCGUCAACAAUCACCAAAUGAAAGAGCUCGGCAGUAUGAUCCUAGGAUCAGUAUGAUAUUUGCAGAGCAUCAGCAAAGCUUACGAUCGGACUCAGAACAAACAGAUCUGGAUGAGCUCGAUAACGAGAUUCGAAGAUUCGAACCUGGCCCAAGAAAUAGAAGAAUGACAGCGUACCGACAUAUGCCACCACGUCGAAAUGAUCCUCUAAGAAUAACACGCUCUCCUUCUGCUACCAGGGUUAUUGCCUCAUCUAGCAGAGUUUCUAGGCCUCCUCGAAACUAUUCAUUUAAUCGAGGCCAGGCGGCAUAA